This is a messenger RNA of Kickxella alabastrina, 1413 nucleotides long. RefSeq lists its product as uncharacterized. Gene Ontology annotation, molecular function: sterol binding. The coding region runs from base 237 to 1274 and encodes 345 amino acids. Gene Ontology annotation, cellular component: intracellular membrane-bounded organelle; cytosol; membrane. The record is from RefSeq and is a predicted model, not a curated record. Lineage: Eukaryota; Fungi; Kickxellomycota; Kickxellomycetes; Kickxellales; Kickxellaceae. The transcript is spliced from 5 exons.
GCACUUUUUUGUUCAUUUUUUUGCUUUUCAUCAAUUUUGAUACUUUCCUUUUGUUUGCGAAUUCGAGGUGAAAAAGCUGAAAUUCCGCCUUUUCUUCAAGACAUUUUUUACUUUGUCUUUCUCUCCCUUUCUCUGUUUUUAUCUUUAAUAUUUGGCUCUGUAUACGCGCGUGCACAUAAACACAUUCAUUUUUAUCCUAUUUUUAUCCUCAUUAUUUAGUAUUAAAAAGGCUUGCAAUGAGCAAAUGCGACGAGAAUUCGGUUAUCGAGGAGGAGCUGGACGAGGAGCCCCGGAGUAUCAUUAUUAGCAUGAUUGGCCAGCUUCGCAAGGAUAUGGACCUGUCACGCAUCACCUUUCCGACAUUCGUGCUAGAGCCGCGAAGCUUCACCGAGCGGGUGACAGAUUUUAUGUCGCACCCCGAUUUCUUGAUAAAUGCAAGCAAGUGUGAGGAUCCGAUUGACCGCUUUAUCGGAGUUGUAAAGUACUACAUGUCGGGCUGGCACAUCCACCCAAAGGGAGUAAAAAAACCCUACAAUCCAAUUCUGGGCGAGUUUUUCCGCUCUCAGUGCACAUUCCGCGACAGCACCAGCGCCUACUUUGUCUCUGAGCAAGUCUCACACCACCCGCCAAUUACCGCCAUGUUCUACCAUAGCCCCGAACACCACAUUUCCAUUGAAGGCGAUCUGCGGCCAAAAAGCCGUUUCUUUGGCAACAGCGUGGGCAUGCUCCUCGAGGGCUACGCCAAGGUUCACUUCAACAAGCGGAACAACGAAGAGUACCUGGUGACUUACCCCAACAUGUACGCUCGUGGCAUUCUUUUCGGCAAGAUGGUUCUAGAGUUGGGCGAGACAUCAACGGUGACGUGCGAGAAGAGCGAUUUGAUGUUCGAGGUUGAGUUUAAGACCAAGGGCUUGAUCUGGGGUACGUAUAACCAGAUCGCGGGCAAAAUCAAGCGCAUAUCGACUAAGGAGACCGAGCCCACGGUUCUUUUCGACUCGACCAAGGAGAAUGUCGUUCCGCAGACCGUUGCUUGCGUGGCUGAGCAGGAGCCCAACGAGUCGCGCAAUUUGUGGAAGUUUGUUACAAAGGCCAUUGUAGAGAAUGACCUGGAUGCGGCCACCGCGCAAAAGAGCGCCACUGAGGUAAUUACAAAGUGGAUUUUCACGAAAGCCGGUGUCCAGGAGACGGAAGGAAAGGAAAAAGAAAUCCAAGAUUUUACAAAGCCCGAGGAGGAUUCCGUGGUGCUGGCUGGCAUCAAACCCCGGCGCCAUUAAUUCGACAAAGUUAAAAUAUUUUAACUUUUGUUUCAGAAAAAAAGAGAUUGUCUACAACUGCUUUUAUAUGUUUUUUAUUUCGUUCAUUCCCAAUUUUCCUUCCAAUGAAUUGAUUUUGUUUAAUUGAGAAUUUUGAUAG